UCAUCACCAUCACCCCCAACCUCAUCAUCACCAUCACCACCAACCUCAUCACCACCAUCACAAUCAGAAUCAACAUCACUAACAUCAUCACCAUCACCAUCACCAUCAGUCACUGGCGCGGACCUCGUGACCUUGGCGGCUCCAUCGUCAGGAAAUGCAUCGCCGUCGGGAGGGCGCCACCGCUUUUUACAGGCGACUGGGAUGAAAGUCAACCCUGUUACAGCGUUGGCGUGGCACAGCUGGUUGCCGCCGGGACUUAUCCUAGCCGAGGCAGGACCAGCUUUUCUGGCGGUGCCGGAGGAGCUAGCGGUUUCGGAGGCGGUGCUGGAGGAGCUGGCGGUUUCGGAAGCGGUGCUGGAGGAGCUGGCGGUUUCAGCGGAGCUGGCGGUGCCGGAGGAGCUAGCGGUUUCGGAAGCAGUGCCGGGGGAGCUGGCGGUUUCGGAGGAGCUGGCGGUGCCGGAGGAAGCGGCUUUGGAGGUGGUGCUGGAGGACCUGGCGGUUUCGGAGGCGGUUCCAGGGGAGCUGGCGGUUUUGGAGGCGGUGCCGGAGGAGCUAGCGGUUUCGGAGGCGGUGCCGGAGGAGCUGGCGGUUUCGGAGGCGGUGCUGGAGGAGCUGGCGGUUUCGGAAGCGGUGCUGGAGGAGCUGGCGGUUUCAGCGGAGCUGGCGGUGCCGGAGGAGCUAGCGGUUUCGGAAGCAGUGCCGGAGGAGUUGGCGGUUUUGGAGGAGCUGGCGGUGCCGGAGGAAGCGGCUUUGGAGGUGGUGCUGGAGGUGCUGGCGGUUUCGGAAGCGGUGCCGGAGGAGCUGGCGGUUUCAGCGGAGCUGGCGGUGCCGGAGGAGCUAGCGGUUUCGGAGGCGGUGCCGGAGGAAGCGGCUUUGGAGGUGGUGCCGGAGGAGCUGGCGGUUUCAGCGGAGCUGGCGGUGCCGGAGGAGCUAGCGGUUUCGGAGGCGGUGCCGGAGGAAGCGGCUUUGGAGGUGGUGCCGGAGGAGCUAGCGGUUUCGGAGGCGGUUCCAGGGGAGCUGGCGGUUUCGGAGGCGGUGCCGGAGGAGCUAGCGGUUUCGGAAGCAGUGCCGGAGGAGUUGGCGGUUUUGGAGGAGCUGGCGGUGCCGGAGGAAGCGGUUUCGGAGGCGGUUCCAGGGGAGCUGGCGGUUUCGGAGGCGGUGCCGGAGGAGCUAGCGGUUUCGGAGGCGGUUCCAGGGGAGCUGGCGGUUUCGGAGGCGUUGCUGGAGGAAGCGGCUUUGGAGGUGGUGCCGGAGGAGCUGGCGGUUUCGGAGGCGUUGCUGGAGGUAGUGGUUUCAGAGGAGCUGGCGGUUUGGGCCAUUCCGGAGUCACUCUCAUCAGAGUCUUUGAUGAUGAUGAUGCAUUCGAUAAUUCCCACGAAUACUACUGAGCAGAAAGCGUCUCACGAGCCUACAAAAGGAAGAAAAAUGCUGAACGAAUUUUUUAAUAAAAAUUCUUAAAAAGUGAA
Messenger RNA from Penaeus chinensis, 1466 nucleotides. RefSeq names its product MAGE-like protein 2. The record is from RefSeq and is a predicted model, not a curated record. The transcript has 3 exons. The annotation marks the transcript as partial. Lineage: Eukaryota; Metazoa; Arthropoda; Malacostraca; Decapoda; Penaeidae.